Crotalus tigris (Tiger rattlesnake) is the source of this 2147-nucleotide messenger RNA. It is a transcript of the gene EDN3, whose product is annotated as endothelin 3. Gene Ontology annotation, biological process: regulation of vasoconstriction; vein smooth muscle contraction; intracellular calcium ion homeostasis. The coding region runs from base 1012 to 1584 and encodes 190 amino acids. The record is from RefSeq and is a predicted model, not a curated record. Gene Ontology annotation, molecular function: endothelin B receptor binding; hormone activity. The transcript has 5 exons. NCBI's taxonomy places the organism in Eukaryota, Metazoa, Chordata, Lepidosauria, Squamata, Viperidae. Gene Ontology annotation, cellular component: extracellular region.
CGGGUUAGGUGGCCCAGGGCUACAUAUUUCUACGUAGUUUACAAUUUUGCUAGGUUUGUGAACUCAGCCCAUUGUUGUUGAGUUCACAGAAUCAUGGCUUGGCUUAGUCAAAUCAAAGAUGGCCCUGUUUGCUGUUGUAAAUGGAACCUAUAUGUCUAUAGCUAAGCAGAACAGCUCCAGUGUUUUCCACCGAAGUCUUUGGACAAAUCCUUUUACAGAAACCCAUCCUCGUCUUUUGCAGUUCCUCUGGAGUCCUGGCCAAGGGACUCUCUCUGCCUUGAAGGACCUCCGCACGUAAAACCGGCCUAAGGCAUAACCAAUCAGCACCAGGACCUCCGGGGGAGCCGCGCCCCAUCUUCUCCCGGGGUUCCCCGCCCCGCCCACAGCAGAGUGAAGCGCUCCCUUGAAGCGUGGCGUUGCGCUCGCCGCGCGGACUCUCGCUUUCGGCUGGACUUGGCUCUGGGCGUGGGAGCAGCGCGUGCUGGCUGGUCUCGCCUCGGCGUCUCGCGUGGGUCAAGUGCCGGAGAAAGCACGAUGCGACAGCCUGGACAGUCGGGGCGAUAGCAGCCAGGCGAAGUCGCUUGGAAACGGCUCCUGGCUCGACGACGUCUAAAUACUCUCUUUAUUUUAUUUGCCUGGAAAAAACGAGGGUCUAGUUUAGGGUCGGAUCGAAGGCUGCCGAGGAAGAGGGAAAGGAGCGAGAGAAGAACAGGCGAGCCAUGGAGCGAGAGGUGGCUUUGUCCUGUUUACGUCUUUGGGACUAGCUUACAAAAAAAAAAAAAAAAAAAAAAAAAAGGGGAGGGGGGGAGUGGAAGGAAGGCUCCCCUGGCGUUUCGACACUCCAGGCGCUGAGAAGACCUGGGCGCGCGCGCGCCAACGGCGAGUUAGCCAGGAGAAAUUUGACGCAUUGCAAAUAUUACCCGGAUUUGGAUUUAUUUUAUUUUAUCUUUGCCCGCGUUUUUCUUGCUGCCGGAAUUUGCUGCAAGUUGAGAAGCUUGCAAUCUGGAUUUCAUGGAGCGGGGAUUCCUGAUACUGGUUGGACUUACAUUUCUCUCGAGCGCAGGUUUCUUGCUAUCCACCGCUCAUCCCCUGUUGCUUCCCAGUGUGAGCAGGAGUAACAGCACAGGGCUGAGACUUCUGGGGCUCUCAGAAAAAAUCAGCAAAGAAACCAGCACAGAACCCAGAAGACCGAAUUCAGCUACCAGCUCCAAACCGGACAACGGGGCUGGCUUGAGGGAGGUCCACCACAGAGCCAAACGCUGUACUUGCUAUACCUACAAAGAUAAAGAGUGUGUUUACUACUGCCACCUGGACAUCAUCUGGAUCAACACCCCAGAGAAAAUUGUUCCAUAUGGGUUGGCUAAUUACAGGGGAAAUUUCCGGGUCAAAAGGUCCACAGAGCAGCUCCACAAGAGCUUGCAUUCAUCAGAAAGAUCUCCAUCACGCUGCUCUUGCACAGAUCGAGGUGACAAAUUGUGCAUGCAGUUUUGCACAUGGAAUGUCCAACGCAAUCAUCUGAAGCAAAUGAAUCACCCAGCAGGAACAGCUCUCCUUCAAGAAGAAAAGUGUGCUCUUACCCAGUAACUUGGAAGAAUUCCUCUGGUUUGAACUAGAGAAGUGAAACGUUGAGAACACUUCCUAAGAUAUGGAAGAAAAAAACCUCCUCACACAGAAUCAACAUUGUGCCCAAAUAUUCAGAUGGAUUUUCCAACAGUCCAUGUUUCCUUUUCCUGAAUGGUGGUUUUUUUCAAAGUGAGGACUUCACGUGCUUGAAGAACAUUGUACUGACCAUCAUCUCUAACAUGGUCACAGUUCCAUGGGGAAAGAUGAUGAUGAUGAAGAAUGAUGGUGACGAUUUGCCGCGUUAAGAUUCAGAAGACAGCUCUUGCCCCCAUAUCAGAAAUGCUGAUGUAUAAUGAGGAAAAAUACCACUUUCACUUGCUUGUUGUAUAUGUGUAUACAAGUGCCUUAUUUCCUGCAGGCUGAUGCCAUGAAAGAAAUUGGUACAGUUUAAAAGAAUACCUAUAUAUGAUGUCAUCUCUUAUAUGCUAAAAAAAACCCACCCCAUUUCCUAAUCUUCAACCUGUCCUUUUGUAAUUUCAGUGACAUUUUUUAAAAAUGACAAUAUCUAUGCAGAUGAAAUAAGA